AUGUCUGUAGCAUUGAUUGAACAUCCAGAAACAUAUGAGAAUGGUAAACCAAAACUCGGAGGUUUGGUCGAUCCCCAUAUGGGUACUAUAGAUAAACACCAAAAAUGUGCUACAUGUUCAGGUACAAUGGCCGAAUGCCCUGGUCAUUUUGGCCAUCUUGAACUUGCCAAACCUGUAUUUCACAUUGGAUUCAUUGAUACCGUAUUAAAAAUCGUUAGAUGUGUUUGUUUUCAUUGUUCAAAACUUUUAACAGAUACAAAUGAUUCACAUUUUAGACAAGCAUUAAAAAUUAGAAAUCCAAAAAGAAGAUUAAAUGCAAUUUUGGAUAUAUGUAAAACCAAAAAAGUAUGUGAUAUUGGACAAGAAGAAAAGGAUAGAGAACACGAUCUUAGCAAGACCGACGAGGAAUUGGAUCGCAAGCCACACUCACAUGGAGGAUGUGGUAAUUUGCAACCAAAGAUUACCAAGGAAGAACUCAAGUUUAUUGUAGAGUUUAAGGACGUGGCCGACGAAACGGUAGAGAAAAAAUCGAUCCUUUCAGCCGAGCGAGUACAUAAUAUAUUAAAGAGAAUCAGUGACGACGACGCCCGUUCAAUGGGUCUGAAUCCCGACUGGGCACGUCCCGACUGGAUGGUAGUCACUGUGCUGCCCGUCCCACCACCACCUGUCCGUCCUUCGAUUAUGAUGGACACUGCCUCGAGAGGAGAGGAUGAUUUGACACACAAGCUCGCCGAUAUUGUAAAGGCCAACCGUGAACUCAAAAAGCAGGAAAAGAAUGGUGUCCCCGCGCACAUUAUCACCGAAGCCACCCAAUUCCUUCAGUUCCACGUUGCCACCUAUGUCGACAAUGAAAUCCCAGGUCUUCCCCAGGCGCAACAGAGAAGUGGACGUCCACUCAAAUCGAUUCGUCAGCGUCUCAAGGGCAAGGAAGGUCGUAUCAGAGGUAAUUUGAUGGGUAAGCGUGUCGAUUUUUCUGCGCGUACCGUCAUUACUGCCGAUCCCAAUCUGUCGAUUGAUCAGGUUGGUGUCCCCCGUUCCAUCGCACUCAAUCUCACAUAUCCCGAAACCGUCACCCCAUUCAAUAUCGAUAGAAUGAGAGAGUUGAUUCGUCGUGGUCCCGACGAGCAUCCCGGUGCCAAAUACGUCAUCCGUGAGGACGGCCAACGUUUUGAUUUGCGUUUUGUCAAGAAACUCACCGACACUCAUCUCGAAGUCGGUUACAAGGUCGAGCGUCACGUUCAAGACGGUGACGUUGUCAUUUUCAAUCGUCAACCAUCGCUCCACAAGAUGUCUAUGAUGGGUCAUAGAAUCAAGGUCAUGCCCUACUCGACAUUCCGUCUCAAUCUUUCCGUUACCACCCCAUACAAUGCCGAUUUUGAUGGUGAUGAAAUGAAUCUUCACGUUCCACAAACACUCGAAACACGUGCCGAGGUCAUCGAAAUUAUGAUGGUACCACGUCAAAUUGUAUCGCCACAAUCUAAUCGUCCAGUCAUGGGUAUCGUACAAGACUCUUUGUUGGGCAGUCGUCUCUUUACAAAGAGAGAUACAUUUAUCGAACGUGACCUCAUGAUGAACAUAUUAAUGUGGUUGCCAUCUUGGGACGGUAAGAUUCCACCUCCAGCCAUCUGGAAACCCAAGAAAUUGUGGACUGGUAAACAAAUCUUUUCUCUCAUCAUUCCCAAGAUCAAUUUGACUCGUUUCACAAGUACACACAAUGACAAGGAAAAGGAAAAGUCAGAGAUGGCUUCCGACACGGUUGUCAUUAUCGAUCAAGGUGAACUCAUGUCUGGUAUUCUUUGUAAACGUUCUCUUGGUUCGGCCAACGGUUCCAUUAUCCACGUCGUCCAAAACGAACAUGGUCAUGAAGCCACCCGUUGCUUUAUCGAUCAAACACAGACAGUCGUCAACAGUUGGCUCAUCAGCCACGGUUUCACUGUCGGUAUUGGAGACACUAUUGCCGAUUCUGCUACCAUGGCCAAGGUACAAAACGCCAUUACAUCGGCCAAGACACAAGUAAAAGAGCUCAUUAUCAAGGCCCAAUCCAACCAAUUCGAGUGUCAACCCGGUAAGAGCAUGCUAGAGUCUUUUGAAAAGGAGGUUAAUCGUGUGCUCAACACGGCCAGAGAUGAUGCCGGUACCAGUGCACAAAAGUCGCUCCAAGAAUCCAACAAUGUCAAGGCCAUGGUAAACGCCGGUUCCAAGGGUUCUUUUAUCAACAUUUCGCAGAUGAUGGCCUGUGUCGGUCAGCAAAACGUCGAAGGUAAGCGUAUCCCAUUCGGCUUUCAAAAUAGAACAUUGCCACAUUUCACAAAGGACGACUAUGGCCCCGAGAGUCGUGGUUUUGUCGAAAACUCGUACCUCAGAGGUCUGACGCCCCAAGAGUUCUUUUUCCACGCUAUGGGUGGUCGUGAAGGUCUCAUCGAUACGGCCGUCAAGACGUCCGAAACCGGUUACAUCCAGCGUCGUCUCGUCAAGGCUAUGGAGGAUGUGUCUGUGCGUUACGAUGCCACCGUCCGUAACUCGCUCGGUGACGUUAUCCAGUUUGCCUAUGGUGAGGACGGUUUGGACGGCUGUUCCGUUGAAACCCAAUCAUUUGACUCGUUGAAAAAGGACAAUAACGACUUUGUCAAGAUGUUCAAGCAUCAGAUCGACCGUCUCGACUAUGGCGACAGCUGGAUGGAUCCGUUGGUCGUCGAAGAGAUUCGUAAUGACGCAACCAUCCGUGAAACACUCGACCGCGAGUUUAAGCGUCUCGAGUUUGACCGUCACCAAAUGCGUACCGAGAUUAUCCCAACUGGCGAGUCGUCAUGGCCACUUCCGGUCAAUUUGAAACGUCUCAUCAACAAUGCCCAAAAGAUCUUUUCCAUUGACUAUCGUACCAUCUCUGAUCUCAACCCAGCCACUGUUGUAACUGCCAUCGACCGUCUCAUUUCACGUUUACGUAUUGUUCCACACCAAGAGCCGAUCGGUCUUUCUUCAGAAGAAGAGUUGGAGCGCCAACACUAUGACAAGGCGUGGAACGAAACACAUCAAAAUGCUACCAUGUUGUUUGCCAUCUUGCUUCGUUCGACAUUUGCAUCACGUCGUGUACUCGACGAGUUUAGAUUGACAUCCAAGGCAUUUGAAUGGGUGUGUGGAGAAGUCGAGAGCAAGUUUAUGACAUCGCUUGCCAACCCAGGUGAAAUGGUUGGUGCACUUGCCGCCCAGUCUAUUGGUGAACCUGCCACACAAAUGACGCUCAACACGUUCCAUUAUGCUGGUGUGUCGAGCAAAAACGUCACACUUGGUGUACCACGUCUCAAGGAAAUUAUCAAUGUCGCCAAGAAUGUCAAGACGCCCUCGCUCACCAUCUACUUGCAGCCCGAUAUUGCCCGUGACUCUGAAAAGGCCAAGUCGGUGCAAUGCCAACUCGAAUACACCACCAUGGCCCGUGUCACGGCGGCCACCGAGAUUUACUAUGACCCCGAGCCAAACACCACCGUCAUUGAAGAGGAUCUCGAGUUUGUCACGCGUUACAUGAUGUUGCCAGACGAGGAGAUCAACGAAGGUGCACUCUCUCCCUGGUUGCUGCGUGUCGAACUUGACCGUGAAAUGGUAACCGAUAAGAAGCUGUCUCUCUAUGAAAUCACACAAUGCAUCAAGAAGGAUUUCGACAAGCUCAACUGUAUUUUUAGUGAUGAUAACGCUGACAAGCUCAUUAUCCGUAUCCGUACCAUCAUGGACAAUGAAAACAAGGAAUCGGCCAAUGACGACGACGACACCUUUUUGCGUCGUGUCGAGUCGAUGAUGUUGUCGCAGAUGGUUCUGUGUGGUAUUCCAAACAUCAAAAAGGUCUUUAUGAGAAACGAUGACCGUAGCAUGAUCAACCCCGACACGGGCGCCUACUACACCAAAAAGGAGUGGGUACUCGAUACGGACGGUGUCAACUUGCUCGAAGUCAUGAGUCAUCCAGACGUUGACUUUUCGCGUACAGUAUCCAACGAUAUCGUCGAAAUCAUCCAAGUACUCGGUAUUGAAGCCGUACGUAACGCCCUCCUCAAGGAACUUCGUGCUGUCAUUUCCUUUGAUGGUUCCUAUGUCAAUUACCGUCAUCUUGCCAUGUUGGCUGAUGUCAUGACCUACCGUGGCCAUCUCAUGGCCAUCACUCGUCACGGUAUCAAUCGUGUAGAGUCGGGUCCACUCAUGCGUUGUUCGUUUGAAGAGACGGUCGAAAUUCUCAUGGAAGCUGCCCUCUUUUCAGAGACGGACAAUAUCUGUGGUGUCACUGAAAAUAUCAUCCUCGGUCAAUUGCCACCACUCGGUACUGGUUCAUUCGAAGUCUAUCUCAACCAAGACAUGAUCAAGAAUGCUCAUUCCAUCUCGUUGCCCGAGCCAAUGGCCAUCACCUACCCAGACACCCCUUCCAAUACAGGUGGUCAAACACCUUCAUACGAUGGUGGAUCCACUCCAUAUCACCAUCAAUUCAGCUCCUUUGAAGCUCCAUUCUCGCCAUUCAAUGAAGCCUAUCGUGGUGACUUUUCUCCUUCAUACUCGCCCAAUUCCCCAGGUCGUGGAGGAUCGGCAAGUGGCUAUUUCCCUGCCUCUCCAAGUUACUCACCAACCUCCCCAAGCUAUUCACCAACCUCCCCAUCAUACUCUCCAACUUCACCAAGUUAUUCACCAACCUCUCCCUAUUAUUCCCCAACUUCACCAAGUUAUUCACCAACCUCUCCAUCAUACUCACCGACCUCACCAAGUUACUCACCAACUUCACCAAGUUAUUCUCCAACUUCUCCAAGUUAUUCCCCAACUUCGCCAAGUUAUUCCCCGACCUCACCAAGUUAUUCUCCAACCUCGCCAAGUUAUUCACCAACCUCUCCAUCAUACUCUCCAACUUCGCCAAGUUAUUCUCCAACUUCGCCAAGUUAUUCACCUACCUCUCCAUCAUACUCACCUACUUCACCAAGUUAUUCACCAACCUCCCCAUCAUACUCUCCAACUUCGCCAAGUUAUUCCCCAACUUCUCCAAGUUACUCUCCAACUUCUCCAAGUUAUUCCCCAACUUCACCAAGUUACUCUCCAACAUCACCAUCAUACAUGCCAUCAUAUAAUCAAACCAAAAAAUAA
This is a messenger RNA of Cavenderia fasciculata, 5106 nucleotides long. It is a transcript of the gene rpb1, whose product is annotated as RNA polymerase II largest subunit. Gene Ontology annotation, cellular component: RNA polymerase II, core complex. Gene Ontology annotation, molecular function: DNA binding. Gene Ontology annotation, biological process: transcription by RNA polymerase II. The coding region runs from base 1 to 5106 and encodes 1701 amino acids. The record is from RefSeq and is a predicted model, not a curated record. Lineage: Eukaryota; Evosea; Eumycetozoa; Acytosteliales; Cavenderiaceae. The transcript has 2 exons.